GAAAAGACCAUGGCGACGGUCUGUCCACACUCCGAUCCCCGUCUCGCCGGCAAACUCAAGUCUAUGCUUGAGCAAGCCGGCUUCAUCAACGUCCAAGAGCGUGUAAUUAUGGUCCCCAUCGGCGACUGGCCCCGCAAGCGCCGCCUUCGCAACGCCGGCGUCUGCAUCCGCGAGACCUUUCUCGGCAUCCGCGACGCCUUCGAGGUCAUGGUCCAGCACACGGGCGCCGUGCCCGUCGACGAGUUCCGCGAACUACACGAGGCGUUUCGCGCGCAGCUGUUUGACAGGAACAUUCACAUGCACGCACCGUAUUCUGUCGUAUUCGGCCAGAAGCCACCGGCGUGAUUGGAGCUUGAGACACGUAAUAGUAUUUUUUUCUUUCUUUGGGAGAGAGGUGAGGAGGAAUGAUCCAUGGAUGGUUUCCUUGGGCUUGUGCGUGUACGAACGCUCUAUGCCUUUGUGUGAGAAGGCGGUGAAGGACAUGGAUGUGGUAGGUUGACUGCGUGUGUAAGGUCUUGGUUGACUUCAAAGCUUGUUAUUUAUGACUUGUGCGAAAGUGGAGGAGAGACACAGAAUAUGCCUUAGAAAACAAUUUAAGAACAAAAGGAACGAAAGAGAAGGAAGAAGAAAAAACAUCCAGGCUCGUUCAUUGGAGCUCGUUCAUUGGAACGCGCAAGUCAAGAAGGAUAAUUUGAGAUACUGUUGGAAGUUAGUUUGCUCAGUUAACAAAGUCUUUUUGAUAGG
Cryphonectria parasitica EP155 is the source of this 744-nucleotide messenger RNA. RefSeq lists its product as uncharacterized. Bases 10 to 345 code for a protein of 111 amino acids. NCBI's taxonomy places the organism in Eukaryota, Fungi, Ascomycota, Sordariomycetes, Diaporthales, Cryphonectriaceae. The record is from RefSeq and is a predicted model, not a curated record. The transcript has 2 exons.